Misgurnus anguillicaudatus (oriental weatherfish) is the source of this 3473-nucleotide messenger RNA. It is a transcript of the gene sema4d, whose product is annotated as sema domain, immunoglobulin domain (Ig), transmembrane domain (TM) and short cytoplasmic domain, (semaphorin) 4D. The record is from RefSeq and is a predicted model, not a curated record. Gene Ontology annotation, molecular function: chemorepellent activity; semaphorin receptor binding. Lineage: Eukaryota; Metazoa; Chordata; Actinopteri; Cypriniformes; Cobitidae. Gene Ontology annotation, biological process: neural crest cell migration; negative chemotaxis; semaphorin-plexin signaling pathway. Gene Ontology annotation, cellular component: plasma membrane.
AAUACACUCGUUGACAUCAGCUCUCAAAGUCUUUAAAGUUUAAUCGUUAAGCGCGUGCACGGAGGGACCGGAGCUCGUCACACGUGUCAGCGGGAUUUAUGUGCUUCGGUUUGUCGGUUUGUUGUCGGUUUCGGGCGGAUUUCUCUCCGGUGGUUUCUCCGCUGGACUCUGAACUCGGCCCCGUGCACUUGUUCCUCAGAUCCCUUAAGAGCUCUCCGCUCAAUCUUCAGCUGCUGGACGUGAACCUACACAAGAAUCCCUAAUGAAUCAGUUUUCAUCUCUCGAUGCCGUGGCGUUCAAAGGAAACCUCACGUUGUCGAAGGUCCCGGAGUCUAACAUGGCUCUGAGCGUGUUGGGGGUGUUUCUGGGAUUGCUUCUUGAAGUUUCCACACGUGGCCCCUCCAGCAUUCCCAGAAGCUCAUGGAAACAGGAAGAUGUGGAUUUGGUUGAGUUUUGGGAGCCUGGUGUGUUUAACUACACGACUCUACUGCUCAAUGAAGAUCGGGGUGCGCUGUAUGUGGGAGCCCGAGAGGUCAUUUAUCAACUCAACAUGACUGAUGUGUCAAUCAAAAGCAACCAGCUUCUGUGGAAAGUUCCAGACUCUGACAUGUCAAUGUGCAUUUUAAAGGGAAAAUCUAAAGAGAUGGAGUGUCGAAAUUACAUUCGAGUUUUACAGGUUUUGGAUGAAGACCAUCUGUAUGUUUGCGGGACUCAUGCGUUUCAGCCCCUCUGUGAUUAUUUGUCACUUGGUGAUUUUAGUUUAAGGAACCAAAGAGAGGACGGUCGGGGGAAAUGUCCCUUUGAUCCUGCACAGAGCUUCACUACUGUAAUGGUCGACAGUGAGCUGUACUCAGGAACUGCUUAUAACUUUCUGGGAAGCGAGCCGAUCAUCUCCAGAUAUUCACGGUCUCAGAGUUUACUGCGAACAGAGUAUUCAACGUCCUGGCUCAACGAACCCAGUUUUGUUCAUGCAGAUGUGAUUCGGGAGGGACAGAACAGUCCGGACGGUGACGACGAUAAGAUUUAUUACUUCUUCACUGAGGUGUCGGUGGAAUACGAGUUCUUUGGCAAACUGCUCAUCCCCAGGAUUGCUCGCGUGUGUAAGGGCGAUUUGGGCGGCCAGAGGACACUGCAAAAGAAGUGGACGUCAUUUCUGAAGGCCAAACUUGUGUGCUCAAUGCCUGAGCUUAACUUCGUCUUCAACGUGGUUCAUGACGUGUUUAUUUUGAGAGCGGCACAAUGGAGAGACAACGUCAUAUACGGGGUUUUUACCUCUCAGUGGGGUAAUGUUGGCCUGUCAGCGGUGUGUGCGUAUAACAUGACGUCAAUCGAUGAGGUUUUCUCCAAAGGAAACUUCAUGCAGAAGGCCACAGUGGAACAAUCCCACACGAAGUGGGUGCGAUUUAACGGCAUCACACCAAAUCCCAGACCCGGAGCGUGCAUCAACAACCAGAAUCGCAUGCAAAACAUCAACUCAUCCCUGCAGCUGCCUGAUAAGACGUUACAGUUCGUAAAGGAUCACCCUUUGCUGGAGGAUCCCGUGCUUCCCAUCGGAAACGGACCGCGGUUCAUUACUAAAGACAUCAACUACACCCAGAUCGCUGUGGAGAGAGUAAAGGCCCUUGACGGUAACGUCUAUGAUGUCAUCUUCACUGGCACCGACAAAGGCUUAUUGCAUAAGACGGUGCUGUUGGAGGGAGAUGUCCACACGGUGGAGGAAAUUCAACUUGUGAAGAACUCUCAGCCAAUUAAAACACUUGUACUAUCCAAGCAUGUGGCUCAGUUCUUGUACGUUGGUUCUGACUCAGGUGUGGUGCAGUCACGCACAGCGUUCUGUGAGAAAUACCUGUCCUGUCAGGAUUGUGUUCUGGCCCGAGACCCAUACUGUGCGUGGGACACACGUUCUGCUGUAUGCAUGAAUAUUUUCCAGGUUGACGCUGAGAAACGGAAGCUGAUUCAAAGCCUCAAAGGGGAUGCUGGGAUAUGUCCUUCAGUUAAACCUUUGGCAUUGAAGGAUUACACACAGGUGGUGAUAAAACCGGGCGGUUCUGCCGAUCUCCCCUGUCAGGUGCGCUCAAACCUUGCUCGGGUGCUCUGGAAGUUUAACGGCAACGUUCUCAACGAGGCGUCUCACUUUCUACUGAUUGGAGAGAAUGGACUGCUCAUAUACGGCGUGGGUCAGGAGCACCUCGGCCGUUACGAGUGUUGGUCUUUCGAAUCCGCCGCUGGAAAGAAUUUCAGUCAUCUGGUUGCUGGAUACAUCCUCAGACUGGACCUUCCCAACAGCGAACCCUCCAUUUCUGCCGAACUGCCAUCGGACGCAGAUGCGGCCGUGCAUUCGUAUGGAUCCACGGUGCGUGACCCUACCGAGCUGGCAGAAGCUUCUUUGGCUGUUCCUCCACCCUCCUCUGUCGACACCCCAUCACUUCCCACGUCAUGCAGCCACCCCUCUCUAUUACCCUCCUCCUCUUCCUCCUCUUCUCUGUGGAGGGCUCAUCUGUUACCUCCCCUCCUGAUGGAUCAGACAUGGGGGGUUCAUCCUCACCAGGCCUUUCUUCUGUUCUGUUUGGCCUUGGGUCCUAAUGAUGUAAGUGUUCAGUGGCACGUAAAUGGGCGGAGACUCGAGACGCCCAUCAGGGAACACAGACACACCGUUUCACAUGAUGCUGUGCUGGUGAGCAGCUGGGUAAAGGAGAAGGCUGUAAACAAACACGUCCAGUACGAGUGCACAGCAGUUUCAACAGCAGGAAAUGACGUGUCCAAAAUUGAUCUUCGGCCCUACAGCAUGGAUGAAGCUCCACACAGAGAUGCAAUGGAGCAGUGGAGAAACGCUCUGUCAGACCACAACAGACUGCUGAAGGAGUGGAAGAAAACCCAGGAGAGCUGUGAUGGACACGCUGUUCUCUGAACUCACUCACCGCCGGUCAUGGCACAGUUUUCUGACACCACUCCAGGGACAAAUGCUUGGACGAGAGCACACAGACACUUUCACAGACAUCAUCAUCAUUGAUGUGAGGUGCUUGAAGGCCAUUAGACAACCAGCACACAUUGACUGUCUCCUCUGUGCUCAUCAGGCCGUUCCUGGACCACAGACUGGAGAUCCCGACGGAUUUCAAUGCGAGACGGUUGUUGCAGUGAGACAGGUGUGAACGGUCGAGUUGGAUCUCUGAGAACAUUGAGACCGAUGACAGCUGCUUUCUACGAUAGUUUGCAGACUUCUAUUUAUAGUCUGCCUAUCCUUGAGAGCGGAUGACAGCUCACGUUAGCGAAAGCCAUGUGUGUGUUUAUGUAUGUCUGUUUCCUACAUCUACUCAUUGUUACUUUAAAUAAUCUGGUGUGUUAUUUGAGAAGAGAUAUUUUAAAUGUCUUUCAGGGUUGGAAGAAUAUUUGUUUGUCUUUCAGAAGAAAGGUUUUAAGAUUUCAAAUGGUCAGAAAUUGAUUUGUAAGAUGUGGCUCAUGCCAUUUUCUGGUCA